This is a messenger RNA of Pocillopora meandrina, 387 nucleotides long. Lineage: Eukaryota; Metazoa; Cnidaria; Anthozoa; Scleractinia; Pocilloporidae. The record is from the annotation of a GenBank genome assembly.
AUGAUGCGGUUUCAUGCGGCAUACGCUCGCCCCCGAAGGAAGUCUGAAUCCCAGAAGGCGGAGAAAACUGACACUGGUGUUGGGAAAAGCCCGAACAAGAACGACGAAAGGAAGGCGCUUCAAAAUAAUGUUUCUGUUCAAAGGGCAAUGGGUCUCCGACGAAAGUUUCAUAAAAAGUCGAUGUUGAGAAAACAAAGCACCGAUGGGGCGAAAGUGUACGACAAAGUAAUGAGAAGGUUACAACAGAUGUCAAGUGCGCUGGAAAGAUCAGAGACGCUCGAGAGAGAUUUCGAGAGGGAUUUAAAUGAUUUACUUGGAAAACUCCAGUGUGUCGAUUUCGAGGUUGUCAAAGAGCGAGCCAAAGGCCAGUUUCCUUCCAAAAACUAA